UGCCCAGCUGUGGAAAUCAGCUGUUAGUAAUGACAAUUGACAAAUAUAAGAUGGCGUCCGUCUGAAUUUAGACAAAGAGGUGCCCGUCGUUUAAACGUAUAUUUGACUUCUAUCAUUGUUGAUUUGUGCUAACCCUGAGCUUAUCUGACCCAUACCGAUCUGGCUGCAAGAUGCUGGACCUGGAGAUCGUCCCCGAGCGUUCGUUAGGCUGUGAACAAUGGGAGUUAGUCUUAGGGAUGCAUUUCUCGCAGGCCGUCGCUAUAAUUCAGUCGCAGGUCGGCAACAUCAAAGGCGUCCAAGUGCUUUAUAACGAUGCAAACCCGCUAGAAGUAGACCUAAUAAUCAACUUGUCGCAAGAUGGGAUUAGACUAUUUUUUGACCCAGUUGUGCAGAGGCUGAAGAUCAUAGAGAUAUGUAAUAUGAAAAUGGUCAAGUUAAAAUAUUGUGGAUUGGCAUUCAAUUCUCCUGAAGUUCUGCCUUCAAUUGAACAGAUAGAACACUCUUUUGGGGCUACACAUCCAGGAGUGUAUGAUUCUGAAAAACAAUUGUUUGUGCUAAAUUUCCGUGGCCUUUCUUUCUAUUUUCCUGUGGAAUCUAGAUUCCAAACUGGUAGCACCCACAAUCUGGGUUCUUUACAUUUUCCACCUGGUUCAUCGCCGUUAGUAUCUCGAAUGGCGAUUUACAGUGGAGCAAGUGUGGAGAUGGCAAGUGCACCCGAACUUCCGCUCUCGUGUUUCCACGGUCAGAUGUAUUUGAAAAAGGCGGAGGUGAUUCGUGGAGACAGUUAUACUAAAGGCAUUAAGUUGAGCCUGCUGGUCGGCGCCAACACCCGAAGGAUAGACUCUUCGAAGAUGCAGAUUGAACGCGAAGUUAUGCUUGGGAAUUCCGCACAAGACGUAGCCUCUAAUCUGGGCGCGCCUUGUAAGGUGUUCUACAAGAGUGAGGAUAAAAUGCGGAUCCACAGUCCGAACGCCCAUAGGAGGGUGGCCGCCUGUCGCAGCGACUACUUCUUCAAUUACUUCACACUCGGAUUAGACAUUCUUUUUGAUGCACGUACCCACUUGGUGAAGAAGGUGGUGAUGCACACCAAUUACCCAGGUCAUUAUAAUUUUAAUAUGUACCAAAGAUGCGAGUUCAGCGUACUGCUGGAAACCAUGGACGUAACAGCCUACUGUCGAUGGGACGAUCUAUGCAAAAAGUUGACACCCAGUGAACGACCGGUCGUGCUCAACAGGGCCAGUUCAACAAACACUACCAAUCCGUUUGGUAGUACCUUCUGCUAUGGUUACCAAGACAUCAUAUUCGAAGUGAUGCCGAACAACUAUAUAGCAUCGUUAAGUAUUUAUGGAGACGGAAAGCCGUGCGAGGGCGAGAACGACCUUGCGUGACAGAGGCUGUCUGCCACUUACCUUAUCCUUGCUAACAGGUACUGGCAACCAUAAACAUAAAAUGUCUGCA
Molecule: messenger RNA, 1458 nt
Organism: Nicrophorus vespilloides
Lineage: Eukaryota; Metazoa; Arthropoda; Insecta; Coleoptera; Silphidae
Product: UPF0183 protein CG7083
Exons: 7
Coding region: 171-1388 (405 amino acids)
Biological process (GO): Golgi to plasma membrane protein transport
Cellular component (GO): trans-Golgi network
Source: RefSeq, a predicted model, not a curated record